This is a messenger RNA of Westerdykella ornata, 1735 nucleotides long. Its product is annotated as guanine nucleotide binding protein, alpha subunit. Gene Ontology annotation, molecular function: G-protein beta/gamma-subunit complex binding; GTP binding; GTPase activity. The record is from RefSeq and is a predicted model, not a curated record. Gene Ontology annotation, biological process: adenylate cyclase-activating G protein-coupled receptor signaling pathway. Gene Ontology annotation, cellular component: heterotrimeric G-protein complex. The transcript has 6 exons. The coding region runs from base 495 to 1562 and encodes 355 amino acids. Lineage: Eukaryota; Fungi; Ascomycota; Dothideomycetes; Pleosporales; Sporormiaceae.
GUACUGCUUCCCCCCCAGACCACUACUAACCACCGACCACUGACCACCACCGCCCAACAACCUGCACCCAUCGCAACGACACUCCAUCAUCAUCAUCAUCGUCCUCCUCCUCCUCCUCCUCCUCCUACCGAGUACAGCCUUCUGCUGCCCUCCCCUAGCCGACUAGCCGUCGCCCUUCCCCGGACGAAGCUGGCGCCCAUCCGCUCGCUGCCAUCCCCCGGCCUCGGCGACUCCGCCGCUUGCUCCACUCCACCCCGUUUCCCCCAACCCCAACCCUCCUCUCGAGCGAGCUCCGCUUUCGUCACCAACCCUUCAUCCUCCCUCCACCCCAGUGAGACACCGCUGUCUCACUCGUCGUCCCUACUGCACCCGUCCGUUCCCUGGGUCCAUCGCCUCCCGCUCCCGCUCCCGCUCGCUACACCUUCGUCCUCGUCCGCCCUCGUCCGCCCUCUGCUGCCUCCUGCGGCCGCGAGCCGCUGCGACCGCCGCCCAGAAUGGGUAUCUGCAUGAGCACAAACACCGAGGAUGUCGAGCAACGGAAACGCAGUCAGGCCAUCGACCGCAAGCUCGAGGAGGAUUCGCGCCGGUUACGACGCGAGUGCAAGAUUUUGCUCCUGGGUUCUGGCGAAAGCGGCAAAUCCACCAUUGUGAAGCAAAUGAAGAUCAUCCACCAGAAUGGCUACACCCAGGAGGAGUUGGCCAUGUACCGCUUGACCAUCUACAAGAACGUCAUUGAUUGCGCAAAGGGCCUCAUCACCGCCAUGCGCCACUUUGGCAUCGAACCCGAGAACCCGGGCAACCAAGACUACUGCCAGUACCUCAUGGACUACACCGUCGACCCGGACCCGGAGAAGCCCCUCGACAUACGGGUCGGUCAAGCCGUCACGGCCAUCUGGCACGAUCCCUGUGUGCCAAAGGUGCUCGAGCACUCGAGCGAGUUCUACCUCAUGGACUCGGCGCCAUACUUCUUUGACGAGGUAAACAGGAUAGCAGAUCCAAACUAUAUCCCCAUAGAGUCGGACGUGCUGCGCGCCCGCACAAAGACCACCGGUAUCUACGAAACGCGCUUCAGCAUGGGUCAACUGAGCAUACACAUGUUCGACGUGGGAGGUCAACGAAGCGAGCGCAAGAAAUGGAUACAUUGUUUCGAGAAUGUCACAUCCAUCAUCUUUUGCGUCGCCUUGAGCGAAUACGACCAAGUGCUACUGGAGGAGAGCUCUCAGAAUCGAAUGAUGGAAAGUCUGGUUCUCUUCGACUCGGUCGUGAACAGCCGGUGGUUCAUGAGGACGAGUAUCAUCCUCUUCCUCAACAAAGUGGACCUUUUCAAAGCCAAACUGGCAAGAUCACCACUGGGCAACUACUUUCCCGAUUACUCUGGGGGUAACGAUGUGAACCGCGCUGCAAAGUACCUCUUGUGGAGAUUCAACCAGGUGAAUAGAGCGCACCUGAACCUCUACCCUCAUCUUACGCAAGCUACCGACACCUCCAAUAUCCGACUCGUGUUCGCCGCCGUCAAGGAAACAAUCCUGCAGAACGCACUCAAGGAUUCCGGCAUUCUCUAGUCCCCCUCACACUCUCUGGCCAUAGCUUCCCGCAUCCUUUCUCGUCGACGAGGUCACACGUCGUACGCCCAUGUGCAUAAACACUACCGUUCUUCAACUCCGCCAACCUCAUAAUACACGAAACAUCACGACCACAUACCUUCUGCCAUCUGUGGGGCACUUCUGGAUCACGA